AUGGCAAAUUUUCAAGAAAUGGCAAUGUUCUUUGCCAUUAAUAACGUUGAGGAACAUGAAAAUAAUGUACCUAAUGAAAGACAAACGCGAAAUACAGAAUACAUUUCUGACCCGUUUAUAUUGUCUGAUCGAUUAUUUAUCAAAAACUUUAGACUGACUAAAGACGCUGUUAGAUAUUUAAUUGAUUUAUUAAGGCCUCAUAUAAUACCUAACACCCGUUCGUCUGCGAUUGAUUUGAACACUAAGAUUUUUUCUACUUUGAAUUUUUUGGCGACGGGCUCUUACCAAUCUCCUAUUGGUAACAGCAAAUUUAUGGUGCUGUCACAACCAACUGUAUCCCGAUGUAUAAGUGAAGUUGUGGCAGCACUAAAUCUGCCUGAGAUAUUUCAAGGAUGGGUUAGAUUUCCUAAAAAUAUGAGUGAGCUCUCUGAAAUACGCAAUGAGUUUUACAAAGAAACUGGAUUUCCAGGUAUUAUUGGUUGUGUUGACUGCACUCAUGUGGCAAUUGUACCUCCAUCAACUAACUUAAAUCUAAACGAAAAUCAAUAUCCAGAGUAUAUUUAUGUGAACCGCAAAGGUUAUCAUUCAAUUAACGUUCAAUUGAUUUGUGAUUCAAAACUCAAAAUUUUGAAUGUUAAUGCACUUUUUCCUGGAAGUACGCAUGAUAUCCACGUUUGGAAUAAUAGCUCAAUCUUACAAACACUUCAAGAACUACACAGGCGUAAUCACAAAGAUUUUUUUUUAUUAGGAGAUUCUGGAUAUCCUUUGCGCCAAUGGCUGCUGACGCCAAUUGCUAAUCCUACAACAAAUGCCGAAAUCUAUUAUAACCAGAGACAAAUGUCAAGCAGGAGCAUUAUUGAACGAUGUAACGGAGUCUUAAAAAUGCGAUUUCGGUGUCUACUAAAAGAUAGGACUUUGCACUAUAAGCCUGAAAAAGCAUCAUUGAUAAUUAAUGCGUGUAUAGUCUUACACAAUAUUUGUAUCGCCAACAAUGUUCCAUUGCAUGAGGAUGAAGAUGAGAUUAAUAAUUUGGGUAUGAUAGAAGAUGAUGCAGUAUUAGAUGAUAAUCAUAAUAUCAACAAUCGAAACAUAGAAUUAACACUAGGAAGAAAACAGAGGGAUAGAGUUCCUUUUCCUGACUUAGUUUAA
Myzus persicae (green peach aphid) is the source of this 1149-nucleotide messenger RNA. RefSeq names its product putative nuclease HARBI1. Lineage: Eukaryota; Metazoa; Arthropoda; Insecta; Hemiptera; Aphididae. The record is from RefSeq and is a predicted model, not a curated record. The coding region runs from base 1 to 1149 and encodes 382 amino acids. The transcript is spliced from 7 exons.